CUUGCGGUGGCAGCUGCUGCGCGAACGGUGCAGAGUCCAAAGCAAGCCCCACCAGCUCGCGUGUGUGCGGGCUUGAGGCAUCGCAGGGAACCGUUAGCCGCAGCGCCUGCAUUGUUCAUCGAGCUUAUUAGGCACACCCGGGGAAGUGACUGAACGUCUGGGGUGUGUACGCUGCCCUGGCAACUGGCAACGCGCUUGUGUAAGCCCACAGGACAUUGAAGGGGGUUGAUGUGAUUUUUGGAGAGGACGCCAGCUGCUUUAAGAUGGCCCCCGCCGCCGGCUGCCGGCUGCGGUGAACCGGGAGGGCGCAGCAGCUCCAUGAGUCCUCACUGGACCUCAGAGAACGUCUGUGGACCUUCCUCCUUCGUCUUAGUCCCACUGCGCUGAGGGGGGUGGGCCAUCAUGUCAGCAGCUCAGACUGAGAAAGAGAGCAGCGAAGCAGGCUGGGCCUGUCUGGAGGCUCUAGGCCUGAGUCAGAAGGAGCUGGUCCUGGCCGAGGCCCUGCAGAUGGAAUACGAUGCCCUCUCCAGACUGAAACAGGACAAAAGUGAUCCCCAAAGUGGCCCCGCUGAAUCGCGAGCUUCAAUUCUAUCCUGCUCCGAGACCCCAACGACCUCCAUUGAGCGCCCACGGCCCACCCCCAGACAGCCACUUGCCAACACCACAUGCAUGCUUGGGGAUUCCUCACUCAACCAACCUGGAGGAUCCCAAUCUGCACAGCUACCCCCAGCCAGGGCACCCCCUCCCCAGGGGAGCUACCUCACAGAGUCCCUCUACAUCUUGGACAGUCCAGAGCUGACCAAGGUCAGAGACUAUUCCGGUUCCAGCCCUGUAGACACAGUUAGCUCAAAUUCAGAAGUUCCUCUUAAAAGCCUCCCAACUUUUCCUGAUGACAACCCCCCUGCCGUCCCGCCCAGAAACCCUAUCACUCCCUCAUCGACUGGGUCCGGGAAUCCCUUCGUGGCACACCGCGGGUCCGCCGUGUCCCACAAUGUCAAUCUGUACACCCCAGAUGCAGAUCAGUCCAAAGUGACCUCUGGAGAGCUCAACUAUGACAUCAUCAAUGAAUCACUAUCCCGACUCAACGGGAGCAGGAGGGACCAAUCUGGCAAGCCUGUGGCACGCAGUAAGACCCUCCCUCCUCAAGUCCCGCCCAGGACAUAUGUUCCUGUUCCCAAGAGUAACAAGAGCCAGCGUCGAGUGUCUGCUGACCCGGUGACCCUCGGUUCCAGGAUGAACGGAUUUGGAUAUGAACUCUUCCAAGUGUCUGAGGAGCGAGACGAGGAGGUGGCGGCUUUCUGCCACAUGUUGGAUGUGCUGCGUUCAGCAUAUCCACACAGCGACCGCUCAAAGAACGCAGGCUUUGUGUGGUCGCCGUCGGUGAGCCAAGAGGAACUUCAUCAAGGUCUGGGGGUCAGUGUAAAAGUCACCGUCAUCAGCGGCCACUUCAGAGAGCCUCUCACCUUCACCUGUGACGGCUCAUCCACAAUAGACCUGCUCAUCUAUCAGACCCUGUGUUACGCCCAGGAUGACCUAGACCAUGUGGACGUGGACGACUACUUGCUGAAGGUCUGCGGACAUGACGAGUACCUCAGAAACUCUGAGACUCUGGCAGGUUUGGAGUGUGUCCAACAAUGUUUGAAGUUCGACUGGGACGUCCGACUAAUCCUCACCAAGAGAUCUUCCGCCAACACGGAAUUGUCACGCACGAAAGACGACGACAAAAUGGCAUCGACGUUGAACCACAGCAUCCUGCUGCAGGAGCGUCCCAUCAAACAGACAGUCACGAGAGAGGCUCUGACUCUGCUGCUGGACACAUUCCACAAUGAAGCCGAGUCCUUCCUGCUGUCAGAGGUGGAGCUGCUGCUGCACGUUGAGCGUCUCGUCCAGUCAGUGAAAGCUCUCUGCAACUCGUUGGCGGCGAUGGAGACACCUGAUGUGACAUCUGCCCUCAGCCAGCUCCCCGCCUGUCCUUGUCGCCUGCAGCCCAAAGUCCUGAAGGAUGCCUCAUUGCUGGCUAUCAGAGAGAACAGAGAGAAAGUGGUAGAAAAACUAACAGCGGCCAUCUUGGACCUGGUGGAGUUGUACUGCAGCACAUUUAAUGCCAAUUUUCAGACCACGCCACAGAGCCACUGCUCCACGGUCCCUGUCCAGGAGGCGGGCUGUAUCACCAGCGUGCUGUCCUUCAGUGUCUACGCCGCCCACCGCAUUCCCAUCACUUGGGCUGCCAGUUAUGAGGGUUUCUUCCUGUCCUGCUCGCUGACUCAUGGAGGGGCGGAGCUAUGUGCGCCACAACACACCAGCAAACAGGCGGUCAGCAAAUACCUGUUUCACCUGGUGGUGUGGGACCAGAGGGUUUGUUUCCCGGUGCAGAUCAACCAGUUGCCCAGAGAGACACAGUUGACGGUGACAUUAUAUGCCAGCUCCCUGCCGCCCCCCAGUGGAGUGGAGGAUAAGGGCAAACAGCGGCGUAGCAUCGAGGCUCUGGGCUGGGUCACCAUGCCGCUCUUUAAUUUCAGACACGUGCUGACGUGUGGCAGGAAGUUGCUGGGCCUGUGGCCAUCGACGCCAGGCAGCAGUGGGAACGCUCGCUCCAGCUCGCCAAACUUUAGCCAGCCAGACAGCGUCAUCUUGCAGGUGGACUUCCCCACCAUGUCCUUUGAAGCCCACUUCAGCACUCCACCUGCAGCAGACUUUUGUCCUAAGUAUGACUUUUCCAGACUGGAUGCCAUCAGCCAGAUACAACUGCAGGAUGUUCUGCACAAAAAAGCCUUUUUCUGGUUGAAGCCAGAGGACAAGCGACUUCUGUGGGAGAAAAAAGCCUUCUGUCAGGCGGAGAGCGCAGCCUUGCCACUUGUUCUUGCCAGCGCCCCCUGCUGGCAGUGGGCCUGUCUGCCUGACAUCUACGCACUGCUGAAGCAAUGGGCCUGCUUGGGACACCUGGAUGCACUGGGGCUCCUUCAUGCUACCUUCCCGGACCAGGAGCUAAGGAGAACUGCUGUCCAAUGGAUGGACUCUAUUUCUGACCCAGAGCUGCUGGACUACCUUCCUCAGCUGGUUCAGGCUCUGAAGUAUGAGUGUUACUUGGACAGCUCCCUGGUCCGCUUCCUGCUCCGCAGAGCCAUCGGAGAUGUUCGCAUUGCUCACUACCUCUUCUGGCUGCUGAAGGACAACCUGCAGGACAGUCAGUUCUGUGCUCGCUAUCAACACCUGCUUGCCGCGCUGCUCUGCUGUGUCGGCCGAGGUCUUAGAGACGAAUUUGACCGGCAGUGCUGGCAGGUGUCCAUCCUGGCCAAGGUGGCCCAGAAUGUCAGAGACGCCGCACCGUCCAACAGACAAAACAUUCUUAGAGAAGGUCUGGAGGAGAUGAAGCAGUUCUUCUCAGUAAACAGCAGCUGUAGACUUCCUCUGAACCCGGCCCUGCUGGUCAGGGGGAUCAACAUCCAGUCAUGUUCUUUCUUCAACUCCAACGCUGUCCCGCUCAAGCUGUCAUUCCAAAACCUCGACCCCUUAGGCGACAAUAUCAGCGUCAUCUUCAAGUCUGGGGACGACCUGCGCCAGGACAUGCUGACUCUGCAGGUCAUCCGCAUCAUGAACAAGAUUUGGAUCCAGGAGGGUCUGGACAUGAGGAUGGUCAUCUUCAAGUGUUUCGCCACAGGCAGAGGACGAGGUGAGGACCUUUUUAGUCUAUUUACAUAUGUAUACUCACAAAUGAUUAAACAGGUGUGUUGUCACCUCCACUUAGGCAUGGUGGAGAUGAUUCCUCAGGCCGACACACUGAGAAAGAUCCAGGUGGAGCACGGCGUCACCGGAUCCUUUAAAGACCGACCACUGGCAGACUGGUUGCAGAAACACAACCCCACUGAGGAGCAGUAUGACAAGGCGGUGGAGAACUUCAUCUACUCGUGUGCCGGCUGCUGCGUGGCAACGUAUAUUUUGGGAAUUUGCGACCGACACAACGACAACAUCAUGCUGAAGACCAGCGGUCACAUGUUCCACAUCGACUUUGGCAAGUUCCUGGGACACGCUCAGAUGUUUGGCAACAUAAAGCGGGAUCGAGCACCCUUCGUGUUCACCUCCGACAUGGCGUACGUCAUCAACGGCGGCGACAAGCCAUCCAGUCGCUUUCAUGACUUUGUGGACUUGUGCUGUGAAGCCUAUAACCUGAUCAGGAAACACACACACCUCUUCCUCAACCUCCUGGGCCUGAUGUUGUCAUGUGGUAUUCCUGAACUGUCGAAUAUUGAUGACCUGAAGUACGUCUAUGAUGCUCUGAGACCUCACGAGUCUGAGGCUGACGCUACCAUGUACUUCACCAGGUUGAUCGAGUCCAGUCUGGGCAGCGUGGCGACCAAACUGAACUUCUUCAUCCACAAUCUGGCUCAGAUGAAGUUUGCCUCGGCGGAAGACCAUCCCGCACUUUCCUUCGCUCCUCGAGUCCACACAGCGAAGAGCGAUGGCGUCAUCAGAAACCUCUACAUCUGUCGGCACGUGCGCACAGCCAACAGCGGCAAGGGACACGCCUUUGUGGUGAAGGUGGAACGUGAAGGUCAGCAGGAGGCGCUGCUGGUUCAGAGGACUUUUGAAGAGUUCCAUGAACUUCACAGCAAACUGAGACUUGUGUUCCCCUCUUCCAAACUACCCAGUUUCCCGAGCCGCUUUGUCAUUGGCCGUUCCCGUGGAGAGGCAGUGGCUGACAGAAGAAAAGAUGAGCUGAAUGGUUACGUGUGGCACCUGAUCCACGCAACCCCUGAUGUCUCACAGUGUGAUCUGGUUUACACCUUCUUCCACCCGCUGCCAAGAGAUGAGAGGCCUGUGCCGAGCAGCAGCAAAGCCGAGAUUCCAUGGACUCCAGUUUCUGGAAAAGAGCUUGGUGAGGUCAAACUGUCCAUCUCCUAUAGGAGCGACAAACUGUUCAUCAUGGUCAUGCACAUCCGAGGACUGCAGCCCCUGCAGGAUGGGACGGACCCAGACCCCUACGUGAAGCUCUAUCUGCUCCCAGACCCUCAGAAGACAAGCAAGAGGAAGACAAAGGCGGCAAGGCGCACGUGUAACCCCACCUAUAACGAGAUGCUGGUGUACGAGAGGAUCCCCCGAGGCGACCUGGACCAGAGGGUGAUCCACUUGAGGGUUCUGGGAGAUGGGGCCUUUUGGGACAACACUCUGCUGGGAGAGACAUUGAUCCCCCUCACUAGACUAGUCCCAGGUCAGCACUGGGUGGACUGGCACCAGCUGGGAUGCGCCAACCCAGACUCCGCCCAUUGAGACGGUAACGGUCAGAGGAAUAGAAGGGGAAAUCCUUUCAAAGUAAAAGCCUGUGGUGGCUGGUGCGCUCUGUGUGAGAGUUUAUUGUCAAACUGCUGCAGUGUCACGUCGUUGAAACUAACAUUCUGGUCCCACGACACAACCCCUCUAAUUUAUUGAUUUAAUAAUCCCCAAUUUAGAUCAGAUGAACUCUUUUAAUUUGUCAGAUGUUAAGCUCAGAUAAUAAGUUAUACUAACUUAUUGUUUAUAAAUCAACAGGAGCAAAGAAUGUACACUGUACCGUAUGCUGAAGUCAGCCCCAGUCCAAUAAUGAACUAUUUUUAGACAAAAUGUGAAAAGCACGAGCAAUGACAAAAAUGUCUUCAGGGACACUAUGUCUUUGGGUUCAGACUAAUCACUGAGAGUUGCACUGUUGGAAAUGCAAAGACUGAAAGAUGUAUACGGAGCAGCAAGGAGGAGAAGGUGUUGAUAACUGGCAUAUAGUGAGAUGCCCAAAGGAGGAAGCUCUUUUUGUCUGUGAUUUUUAUACUUUUUAUAGCGUGGUCGCCUGCAUUGUAUUUUAUUUUUCCCUGAUACGCAGCUUGAAUGGGACCAGACUUCCUGUGUCCAGAUGCUCUCUGUGCUGUGAAAGCUAAAGUUUACUGUUCCAAACACCGGUGAAGUAUUAACUUCCAUCAAUGAGAAUAUUAUUGUGUUGGAGAAAGGACCAGAAAAAAAAUUGACUGAAUUGUGUCUGACUGACUGUUCCCAUUCCCAUUCAGCAACAACUUUUUAUUAACUUGAAAUUUUGAUUUUCAAACAUGAUUUUGAUUAUUUGCACUACAAAAUAAAACUUGAACUGAGCAAAGCUU
Messenger RNA from Nerophis ophidion (straightnose pipefish), 6116 nucleotides. RefSeq names its product phosphatidylinositol-4-phosphate 3-kinase, catalytic subunit type 2 beta (gene pik3c2b). Gene Ontology annotation, biological process: phosphatidylinositol-3-phosphate biosynthetic process; cell migration; phosphatidylinositol 3-kinase/protein kinase B signal transduction. Gene Ontology annotation, cellular component: phosphatidylinositol 3-kinase complex; cytoplasm; plasma membrane. The coding region runs from base 403 to 5265 and encodes 1620 amino acids. Gene Ontology annotation, molecular function: phosphatidylinositol binding; 1-phosphatidylinositol-3-kinase activity; 1-phosphatidylinositol-4-phosphate 3-kinase activity. The record is from RefSeq and is a predicted model, not a curated record. The transcript has 32 exons. NCBI's taxonomy places the organism in Eukaryota, Metazoa, Chordata, Actinopteri, Syngnathiformes, Syngnathidae.